Lethenteron reissneri (Far Eastern brook lamprey) is the source of this 1920-nucleotide messenger RNA. RefSeq names its product myostatin (gene MSTN). Lineage: Eukaryota; Metazoa; Chordata; Hyperoartia; Petromyzontiformes; Petromyzontidae. The record is from RefSeq and is a predicted model, not a curated record. Gene Ontology annotation, molecular function: cytokine activity; growth factor activity. Gene Ontology annotation, cellular component: extracellular region.
ACAAGCACCCGAUAGAGCAGCAGGUCCACUGGCUUGUGCGCUUGCACGCAACACGGUUUCCGCGUCAACAAAGAGAGACGUCUCUCCUCUACGUGCGCCGCGCACGUGCACGCCUCGCUCUCGCGUCCUUCCACCACCUCCAUCGUGGACGUCACCGUACCUUAAGCGACUUCGCACGGCCGCUGUGUCCCAUUCGACUGACCCUCCAUAAUCCCCUGACCCCCCCCCUCCCUUACUUCCUCGUCUCUUCUUCGUUCCCUUCGCUUUGACCGAACAUCCAAAAUCGCUACCGACCUCAUGGAGCGUGCGGGCGUUGCGCGCGGCUGCGCAUACGUUCUGCUGUGCGCAGUGGCUCUCUGCCCUCCGCUGCUCGCCCGCGAGCCGCUGCUGUUGCCCAACCGCACACAGCCGGUCCCGCCGGUGCCGCUGGGGGAGGCGAUGCCCGCCGAAGAGGCCGGGCUGUGCUGGGCGUGCGCCCGGCGCGAGCAGAACAGAAUGUGGCGUCUCGAGUCGAUCCGCGCGCACGUGCUCAGCGAGCUCCGCCUGCAGCAGGCGCCCAACAUCAGCCGCGAGACGGUGCACCGCCUGCUGCCUGUGCACGCUCCGCCGCUGCAGUUUCUGCUGCAGCGCUACGGAUUCGAGGAGCAGUCCGGAUUCCCCGGCGGCGCGGCCGACGCACCCGUCUUCACGUCGACGAUGAUGCAGAGGGACGAGGAGGAACAUGCCACCACGGAGACGGUCAUCGUCAUGGCCAAAGAGCUCGACCCCAAAGUGCAAGUGAGCGGCAGGCCAAAGUGCUGCUUCUUCAAGUUCAACCCCAGCACCACGAUGCACACGGUCCACAGGGCCAACCUGUGGCUCUACUUGCGCCCCGUGCAAAAGGACACGGACGUGACCGUGCAGCUGAUCCGCCUGCAACCGGCGGCCAGCGGCACCGUGGGUCGCAUCCACAUCAGGAGCUGGAAGACGCGGCUCACGUCGCCCAAAGGACACUGGCAGCGCAUCGACUCCAAGAAGUUGCUGCAGAACAGCUUCAAGUACCCCGAGAGGAAUUGGGGACUGGAGAUUCACGCCGUGGACGCAGAGGGAAACGAAUUGGCCGUCACUGAGCCCGGCCCGCAGGAUGAUGGUCUGAAGCCCUUUCUCGAGGUGCAACUGGUGGACCUGCAGAAGCGCUCGCGCCGUGCCGUCGGACUCGACUGCAACGACCCGGGCAGCGAGUCGCGCUGCUGUCGAUACUCCCUCGUCGUCGACUUCGAGGCGUUCGGCUGGGACUGGAUCAUUGCGCCGAAGCGCUAUAAGGCCAACUACUGCUCGGGCCAGUGCGAGCACAUAUUCCUGCAGAAGUACCCGCACACGCAUCUCGUGCAGCAGGCCAACCCCAGCGGCUCUGCGGGGCCGUGCUGCGCACCCACGAAGAUGUCGCCCAUCUCCAUGCUCUACUUUAACGACCAGCAGCAGAUCAUCUUCGGCAAGAUACCGGACAUGGUGGUGGAGCGCUGUGGCUGCUCUUAGAGAGGGCAAGCGCUGGGCUGGCUGUCGUCCGAGUUGGAGAGGGUGAGGAAGAUGAAGGGAUGAGAAGGGAAUGCGCCCGGAGCGCAACAUACGAGGGUCUGAGACGACUUGUGGCGGGUUUGUCUGUGUAUGUGUGCGGCUGGGGAAUGGCUUUUGAGAACCGCUUUCUUGACAGAUCAGCGUCUCCGUCGACUUAUCGAUCUAUCAUCUAUUUGAGUCGCUUUACGCAGAACAUGAGAGGGAGGUAACGAUUAGUCGAUGAAAAUCGGUUGAUACUCGCACGGUACGUGCAUAUAUUUCGAGCGUGUUAACAUUCGAUUAUUUUAGAUAUGUGCCAAGGCCGUAAUUAUAAUAUAUAUUGGGGGGCACAUAUCCCCCCCAAUAUUCAAAGAUGCUCAAAAUGUC